Penicilliopsis zonata CBS 506.65 is the source of this 1608-nucleotide messenger RNA. RefSeq lists its product as hypothetical. The transcript has 3 exons. Bases 1 to 1608 code for a protein of 535 amino acids. The record is from RefSeq and is a predicted model, not a curated record. Gene Ontology annotation, biological process: DNA-templated transcription; regulation of DNA-templated transcription. Lineage: Eukaryota; Fungi; Ascomycota; Eurotiomycetes; Eurotiales; Aspergillaceae. Gene Ontology annotation, molecular function: DNA-binding transcription factor activity, RNA polymerase II-specific; zinc ion binding; DNA binding.
AUGGACGGCCGUCGACGGUGGACCCCCGAGCAGGGGAUUAAACGCCUGUUACGCAGCUCGAUCCAUGGUCCUCGGUCGAGACGAGCGUGCGACAGCUGCCGGGUCCGAAAGUGUGAUCUGAUGAGCCCCUGUUCCAGCUGUGUCGCUGCCCAGCUGGACUGUACCUUUACUGCGCCGGUGCGAAAACGUGGUCCUCGCCCGAGACACUGUGUGCCUUUGAAUGAUACGCCUGCCUCACCCACUGCUUUGGCUCCCUCUCCAGAUAGUCUCUCCAAUUACAGUCAAAAUGAGAGUGCGGUCGAGGAUGUCGUAAUGGGUUCCCCCCGAGAGGAGACCGGCAUGGUGACUAUUACAACAGAACUGCAACACCAGCUCGGUGUGGAAGUAGAUGGCCUGCAACGAAUCCUCCUCCACUGCUCUGCCGUCUUUCUGGACAAGUUAUACCCGCUUGAACCCCUGGUCCAUCCCACUGCGCUACCCCAGACCUGCCGGGAGAUGUACCAGCGACUACGAGAUCCACGCCAGGCGCAUCACCACCGCCAUCUGGUCGAGCUGGCUCAGAUCGCGGCCCUAUGCGCCAAAACCCUCAUUGUGUUACCCCGAGAAGUGACGGAGAGCGAGCCACACUGGGCGGCAGCCUUCUACCAGGCCUCCCGACAGGCGCUGGCCCGUCUAGGAGACCGUGAUCUGGAGCAUCCCACUGUCGAUUCAAUUGUCGCCCGGUACUACCAGUCCGGCUACCUGCACCACCAGGGCAAGGCGAGCACGAGCUGGAUCGUGCUCGGCGAGGCGAUCCGGAUGGCAGACGUCCUGGAUCUCCAUAGGGAGCCGGCGACGCUGGAGCCAGACCCCUGGGCCAGAGAACUGCGUCGGCGCGUGUUCUGGAUCCUGUUCACUGCCGACCGGUCAGCCUCCUGUCUCAUGCGCCGGCCGGCGUCCUUCCGGGUGGACGCCAGCGACGAGAUCAAUACCCUUUUCCCCGAUGAAGAAGCGUUUGACCACCCUGGGACGGGCGUGUCACCUCUUGUCGGCUUCAAUCUGAACACGCGUCUCUGGCGAACGGCAGAUCAACUGCUGCGCGAGAUUCGCUCCCUCCAUCUCCAGCGGCGAGAGACAUCCCUCGACGAAGCUCACAUCCGAGCCCUCUACCUGAGCUUUGAGACAUGUCUGGACUCUGCCCCGAGGGCCCUCCACCCGCCGGCCAUCUUCGAGACCGUGCCGCUCCCGCCGCGGCUCGCCAUUCAAUGUGCAAACCUGCACAUUUCCUUCCAGUGCCUGCGGAUCAAAUGCCUCUAUGCUCUCGAGGCUCUCUAUCGGGACCAUGCCUGUCCGACCUGGAGCCACGCCGCGGUCUGUUUGAAGAAGAUCGAGCUGGCGAGAGAGAUGCUCCAGAUCAUUCGGUGGGUUUCUAUCGACAGUCUGAAGGUCAAUGGAGAGUCCUGUGUCGAAAAACUACGUAUCGCGGGCGCUGCGCUCCUCGAAGUGAUCAACCACGACGAAGACGCCGCGCUGAUCAGCCGCGCCAGAACCCAGCUCGACACCUUCAUCCACAUCCUUGCAGAGUUGAACUCGAAAGCCGUCGACGAGUUGGCGGGGGAAGCGGGGUGA